Molecule: messenger RNA, 3652 nt
Organism: Chionomys nivalis (European snow vole)
Lineage: Eukaryota; Metazoa; Chordata; Mammalia; Rodentia; Cricetidae
Gene: Rnaseh1
Product: ribonuclease H1
Exons: 8
Coding region: 2279-2776 (165 amino acids)
Biological process (GO): DNA replication, removal of RNA primer
Molecular function (GO): RNA-DNA hybrid ribonuclease activity; magnesium ion binding; nucleic acid binding
Source: RefSeq, a predicted model, not a curated record
UUGCCGGCGUGAGCGAUGCACUGGCUGCUGCCGCUGUCCCACACCGUGACACUGACCGUCGGGCACGUGAGGCGAGGCAUUUGCGGGCUCGGGAUGUUCUAUGCGGUGAGGAGAGGCCGCAAGACCGGCGUCUUCCUGAGCUGGUGAGACGGAGCCGGGCGGAGCCCUUUCUUUAUUCUAAACAGCAAACGGCUUGUCGAGUCCUCCCGUGAUGCAAGCAGAGACUAUUAAAGAGAACGAUAAUCAUUGCAGACCAGAAUUUACACAAGGGUUCCCGAGUGCUGGUCGUUCCUGUGGGUGUUUUGUUUGUGAGACAGGACCCCCUGUACCAACUUGAACUUACGGUCUUUCUUCCUUCACUCCCUAUUUUCAGGGGUUGCAGAUAGACAAGCAGCUGAGCUGCAUCCUCCACUCCUCCUUUUUUUUUUUUUUUUUUUUUUUUUGGUUUGGUUUUUCGAGACAGGGUUUCUCUGUGGUUUUGGUACUCCUCCUGUUUUUAAACAGGGCAAUCGGGUGGUGCCAAUUGUUUGUAAGCUCUGUACUGGUGAGUCUGAGGCAGGAGCAUCAAAUUAGAGGUCAGCAUGGCCUAUAGAAGGAAAACUUCACAGAGAGGAGAGGAAGAAGGGGGCGAGAGAUGGGAGAGUCUCAAGCUAGAAGCUAGUCUUUGCCUUUGGAUCCUUGUAGCAGCCCUUGAAGGCAGAUGAUGUCUUCAGUGUCAUGGAAGGGUAUGUGGCAGAAUCAGGGCUUGAACCCAGGUUUGGGCCUAUAUGACAGUAAACUUCUGAUGUCAAGGUUUGUUGUCCCUGUGCACCUGUAUAUUUACCUGGCCUCAGUGGCGACAGUACUGAGGAAGAAAUGUCUCCAAAGAGAACCCUUUUUCGGUGACUGGAUUUUUUGUUUCUUUAUUUGUUCUGAUUUGGUUUUUGUUUUUUUGUGAUAUAGUUUCUUUUUGUAGCCUAGGUUGUCCUGGAACUAACUCUGUAGACCAGGCUGGCCUUGAACUCACAUAGAUCUGUCUGCCUCAGCCUCCAGAGCUCUGAGAUUAAGGGGGAGUGCCACCACUGCCUGACUUGAUUGAUUCUUAAAGAUGAACAAAAUUUUAGUACGCAGUGAAGUUGUGGAAGACCCUAUGGUAUUAGUGUACCUCCUGGAUGGCAUUUAGCAGAAUGGGCUGGCCAGUCUUAACACUGAAAAGGGAGCUAAAUUGUGAGGUAUAUUAUGCAGACCAAAAAAGAGUUAUUAAAGAUGAAACAGUGUGGAGGAAUACUGACUGUAUCAUGCUAAGAGAAACGACAGGUUGAAAUGGUCUACGGUGCGUGUUUCCAAAUACAUGGCAUCCCGGAACAAAUGCAGAGAUUGCUGCACAAGUCAGUGUUUUUAGGGUUAGAACUGAGGGAGGGAUGAAUGUGAGAACAAACAGGUUUUGUUUGGAGACAGACUGGCCUUGAACUGGCUAUAAAUCAAAGAUGACCCUGAACAUCUGAUCUUUUGUCUCCACUUCCCAAAUGCUGGGAUGAUGGGUGUGUACUCCCAAACCAAGGUGGUUUGGGUUGCGAUUUUUGAGACAGGGUUUCUAAGCUGCACUGGCUGGCCUAGACCUGUAUAUGGAUUAGGAUGGUGUUGAAUUUGGUGAUCCUCCUGCCUUGCCUCUAUUGUGUGGGAUUAUAGGCAUGCAUCCCCCCACCUCCAGGCUCCAUCCAGGCAGGGAUUUCUCAGGCAUGAGGUUGUUCGGAAUGGUGUGGUAACGUGGACCCAUGUCACCGUCAUUGCGCAUCCACUAAACCUGUAGACUUCACAGCAUUGUCAGUGAGCCCCAUUGGAAGCAAUGGGCUAGGAACUUCUGGAGGCAGAGGCGUACAGAACUAUUGACUUUCUGUUCCUUUUUUUCUGUUCCUGUGAACGUAAAACUUCUGAAAAACUUGACACUGGCCGGGUGGCGGUGAUGCAUGCCUUUAAUCCCAGUACUCGGGAGGCAGAGGCAAGUGGAUUUCUGUGAGUUCAAAGCCAACCUGGUCUACAGAGUGAGUUCCAGGACAGGAGUGAGUGCAGAGCGCAGGUGGACCGGUUUCCUGCCGCCAGGUUUAAGAAGUUUGCCACAGAAGAUGAAGCUUGGGCCUUUGUCAGGAGCUCUCCAAGCCCAGAGGGCUCAAAGGGGCAGGAAACUGAACACGUGCAGGACUUAGAGGUGAAGACCAGCAAGCGGCCUCGGGAGCCUCUGGGUGAAGGGGAAGAACUGCCCGAGCCAGGAGCAAAGCACACCAAACAGAACACGGAACACAUGGAACCGGAUCCCCUAGUGAGCAAGGACACGUUUUCUUAUAUGGGAGAGUCUGUUGUAGUCUACACGGAUGGCUGCUGUUCCAGUAACGGGCGGAAUCGAGCAAGAGCAGGAAUUGGCGUUUACUGGGGGCCAGGCCACCCCUUAAAUGUAGGUAUUAGACUUCCUGGGCGACAGACAAACCAGAGAGCCGAGAUCCAUGCAGCCUGCAAAGCCAUCAUGCAAGCCAGGGCUCAGAACAUCAGCAAGCUGGUUCUUUACACAGACAGCAUGUUCACCAUCAACGGGAUAACCAGCUGGGUCCAGGGCUGGAAGAAGAACGGCUGGAGGACGAGCACGGGGAAGGAUGUGAUCAACAAGGAGGACUUCAUGGAGCUGGACGAGCUCAGCCAGGGCAUGGACAUCAAGUGGAUGCACAUUCCUGGUCACUCGGGAUUUGUGGGCAACGAAGAAGCUGACAGGUUGGCAAGGGAAGGCGCGAAGCAGUCUGAAAACUGAGCAGAGUGGUUGCUGCACACUCGGACCCGAGGCAGUGACUGUUCAUUUGCCCUGAUGUGCUGUGGGGCCACAGCUGGAAGACUCAACCAUGACCUGUGACACCACCGCUUGACGAGAAGUGCUUAAAUGAUGAAAGGGGAGGAAGUUUCAGCCUUUGUGCUUUGUGGGUCUGAUAUUCUUGUUUGAUUUGUUGUAGUGUGGCCGAAAAUGCUCCAGCUUGAUUUCAGUAGGAAUCGGUGAGACACUGGUCAGUAGGUGUGGUCUAAAGGUUCCAGAAUGUUUAUUUUCCUUCCGGUGUGCACAGGUACAAGCCUCCUGCCCUUGCAGGCGCCCUGUGUCUCUGUGUGCAUCAGAGAUGACAUGGCCAUGCAGGAGCUAAGGCUGGUCUGAGGCCAGGCAGAGCCUGCCCAGGUGACCUUGAUUCCCGGACCACCUUGAAGGACAGCUGAGGACUUUAAAAAUCAAGAUGCAUAAAUAUAUUACUAUUAGAUUUCUUUGGCUGUUUUUCCUAAAAAUACUGUAUAAAUUUAAAAAUGUUUAAAGUUAUCCUUAUUUAUUUUUAUAAUAAAAAUAUACAGGAAUUAUACAAAAUAAUUCAGUUUAUAAAGUUACUGUUAAAGGUACUAUCUAAAACUAGAAGUUGAGAAAAUCAGUCUAGAGAAACAGGUGGUCAGAUUGUUCUUAGGCAGACCCUCGUGGCCCUUAAGAAAUGGAAUGCCGUGCAGCCUUACUCUAGAGAAGACAGGGAUGACGGGGACACUGAGUCAGUGCUUGCACCUGUGCUGACUCUGAGUUCCUUAGACUGGGACACUGGGCUGUCUGCCAGAGCCCAGGGCAGGUGGAGUCAUCUCGUGAAGAUGCGAUGUUUUUGAUGUC